AUGAAACUUUGGAUUCGACGCUGGUAUGGGACGCCUGUCCUGGGAGGGCUGAAGAUUUUUUUUAAUCAUGAUGGUGACCGAGAGAUUAUGAUGGGAAGUGACUCUGAUCUGUCCGAACACCAUGAAUUUCACUUGGAAAAAAAUGAAAGGAUCGUCAAAGUUGAUGUUAAUUCUGGAUGGAUGAUUGACCGCCUCUCCUUUUACACUAACAAGAAAGAUGAAAAUGGUGAUCCUAAAUGUUAUGGUCCUUAUGGAGGGGAUGGUGGAGGAUUCUACACUGAGACUCCACCAGGGUCGUACGGUUUCCUGGCCGGAAUUAGUGCUGCUGUUGUUUACUCACAGGGUGAAGAAGGUAUCACCAGACUUCAGUUUGCAUGGAGGGCAUUUUGA
Pocillopora meandrina is the source of this 390-nucleotide messenger RNA. NCBI's taxonomy places the organism in Eukaryota, Metazoa, Cnidaria, Anthozoa, Scleractinia, Pocilloporidae. The record is from the annotation of a GenBank genome assembly.